AAAGUGAGAAAGCACCCCUAUAGAGGAUGAUUACACAGCAACCAUCCUUCCCCCUUCGGAUUCUGGGCAGCCACGCACCGCCCCAAAUCUACCCCGCGUCAGGGACUCGAACAGCUCUGUCGGCCCUGUGGGAUCCAGCCACCUUAACCUCCACGUCACUGGCUGGCCCCAGAAUUCCCUUUAAAACUCGGCUCUGAUCGCGUCACUUUCGGGCCUUGGAUGGAUGCUCAGAGAAUAAAUCAAAAGUGAAGGUACUUAGCCAACAGCAACGCAGUGGAUUCGCACCCAGGGAACCCCGAAACCGGCUCCGCCGCCCGCCCGUGACGUCAGCACGUGGUGCCAGCGGGAGCGCGUCAUCUCGGCGCGCCAGGUUCGGGCGCCUCCGCGGGCCAUGGCAGAGAUGUCUUGAAUGGAACUGUUACUUUUUUACCUUUGGAAGAAGAUGAGGAGGGGAAUUUACAGGUCAAGAUGAAUAAUGUGUAUCGAAUUCAGCUCAGUCAUACCAAAGAAGAAGAAGAAUGGUUCAUAUCUGUUUUAAUUUUCUGUCCAGAGAGAUGGCAUUCAGAUGGAAUUGUGUAUCCUAAGCCCACCUGGCUGGGAGAAGAAUUGCUGGGCAAGCUGGCCAAGUGGUCUGUGGAGAAUAAGAAGAGUGAAUUUAAAAGCACUCUCUCCCUCAUUUCCAUUAUGAAGUACAGCAAGGCUUACCAGGAACUUAAAGAGAAGUACAAAGAAAUGGUGAAGGUAUGGCCUGAAGUGACUGAUCCUGAAAAGUUUGUGUAUGAAGAUGUGGCUAUUGCUACAUACCUCUUGAUUCUAUGGGAAGAAGAAAGAGCCGAGAAGGGAGUAACUGCCAAGCAGUCCUUUGUUGACUUGGGCUGCGGGAAUGGCCUGCUGGUCCACAUCCUGACCAGCGAAGGGCAUCCGGGCAGAGGGAUUGAUGUCCGAAGAAGAAAAAUCUGGGACCUGUAUGGACCACAAACUCAGUUAGAGGAAGAUGCAAUCACCCCCAACGAUGAGACCCUUUUCCCUGAUGUUGAUUGGUUAAUCGGUAACCACUCUGAUGAGCUCACACCAUGGAUACCUGUCAUUGCGGCCAGGUCUUCUUACAAAUGCCGCUUCUUUGUCCUUCCGUGCUGCUUCUUUGACUUCGUGGGAAGAUACCACCGGAGGCAGAGUAGCAGGACUCAGUACCGAGAGUACCUGGAUUUCAUCAGAGAAGUGGGGCUCACCUGUGGCUUUCACGUGGAGGAAGACUGCCUUCGAAUCCCUUCAACCAAGAGAGUCUGUCUUGUUGGGAAAUCCAGAACGUACCAGCCCGCUGCAGAAGUUUCUAUUGAUAAGCAGAGGACUCAGUACAUCCACAGCCGGCGUGGCUGCCCUGUGAGUCCAGCUGGUGGGGAGCCGCCCUCUUCUGCACCCCAGCUUGCUGCCAGCACUGCUGGUCACGGCGACAGUCACAGCACCUUGGGUGAGGCCCAGUCUGUUGAGCACAGAGCAGAAACGCAGGCCCAAGGGCCCUGGCUGCCCGGAUUUCACCCGAGAGGGAAAGCGGAGCCUGUGAGGAAUUGUGCCACUCUCCCUCGAGAUUUUGUGGACCAAGUGGUUUUGCGAGUGGCAAAUUUGCUGUUAGGUGGGAAGCAACUAAACACAAGAAAUGAUCAAAGUGGGAAUGUGAAGACCUGGAAUGCAGGAGAAAGCCUUUCUUUGGCUGAAGUAGCCCGAGAGCUAGACAAGGAGACACUGCAGAGGCUGAAGCGGGAAUGUGGAGGCUUGCAGACGCUGCUCAGAAACAGCCACCAGGUGUUCGAAGUUCUGAAUGGGCGAGUUCACGUUCGUGACUGGAGAGCUGAGACGCCACGGAAGAAAAAGCAGCCAGAUGCAAAACGGAGGUUGUUUUCAGAAGCUUUCAAAACCCGCCUCUGUUGGUUUUUCCUUUACCACCCUGACGGCUGUGCUCUGCCUUCGGAUCGCUGCCCCUUUGCCCACGGGCCCGGGGAGCUGCGGCCAGCCCAGACCCCCAAGAAGAAGAAGCAGGUUCUGUGAGCUGCUCGCCCGUGCAACUCGAGGCCUGACUGGAGAGGCCAGGCGAGGGAGACGCUCUCCAGCUCUCAGCCUUGAGGGCUCAGGCCUGGGUGUGCUCAGAGACCUGCCUUCCUGCUGCCUUCUUCCGGCUCUUCCUGGUGAAAUAUCCACGGUACACAGACCUGCAACCAGAGAGGCUGAGGUUGCUCCUGACUCCCAGAAGGACACCGCACUGGCUUUAAAUGAGCUCACUUUUACAUCAGCACAGCGUCUGUAUUGGAGCCCAUGUCUCAUGGAGGAGAAUGAGGGGCGGGCCCUGCUCAGGCCACUCGGGUGCUGUUCUGGGUGCGGACUCUCCAGUCAGGUCCCAGGCAGGCCGGGGUACUCUAAGAAGGACGGGUACAGCUGCUCCAGGCGGGAGUCACCAAACGGCUAUUUCUAAACAGCUGUAAGGCUUACGGAGUCGAGGCUGUUUUUAGAAUUGUAGAAAACAAGACAAAGCUUGCGUAAUUUCAUCGCCUAGACCACUGUUGGUGGCAUUAAAGACAGCCAUGAGUGAUUGGUGUAUAAGGCUCAAAACGUAAAUAUCACAGAAGGCGACACCUCCUCCCCCUUGUCCUCCAUGAGACCCUCUCAGAAGUAUUGUAGCAGCUCCUUUGAUUUGUCUGGAAAAAAAUCCCAGUGUGUUUCUAUUUAA
Tupaia belangeri chinensis (Chinese tree shrew) is the source of this 2719-nucleotide messenger RNA. It is a transcript of the gene TRMT44, whose product is annotated as tRNA methyltransferase 44 homolog. NCBI's taxonomy places the organism in Eukaryota, Metazoa, Chordata, Mammalia, Scandentia, Tupaiidae. Gene Ontology annotation, biological process: tRNA methylation. The coding region runs from base 469 to 2043 and encodes 524 amino acids. Gene Ontology annotation, molecular function: tRNA (uridine) methyltransferase activity; metal ion binding. The record is from RefSeq and is a predicted model, not a curated record. The transcript has 11 exons.